UUUCUCUUGCGGUAGGCAGUUUACCGGGCAAUUGUGAAUCAAUGGCAGAUUCAAUUAAAUCGCCAAUACCGUUAUACUUGACCUGGAAUGCUUUGGAAAGUAUUUCCUUGAACUGGGACAAGCCCGAAUGCGGUAGCUGUGAACGUGAUCGAGGUAGAUGCGGGUACAAAAAUGACAGCAACUCUGGCCUUUCUGUUAGAUGUUUCAGAAUUUUACCACCUUACCGGAAACCCAAAGGAAAUAAGUUACCUAUAAGCCUGAGUGCAUCAGGAUCAUUUGUUUUCGUAUUAUUCGUGCUGAUCAUAUUUGUCAAAGUACGAAACAGAACGAGUAAGGAUGAAAAAGAAAAUCAAUUGAUGAUCGAACGGUUCUUGGAAAACUACAGUGCUCUCAAACCGACACGAUAUAGUCAUGCAGAAAUAAAGAAGAUUACAAACAAAUUUAAGACCAAACUGGGACAAGGAGGAUAUGGGAGCGUUUUCGAAGGAAAACUAUCAAAUAACACCCAAGUAGCAGUCAAGAUUCUUGAUAAUUCAGAUGGAGGCAAUAAUGGAGAAGAAUUCGUCAAUGAAGUUGCCACUAUAGGUAGAAUUCAUCAUCUUAAUGUUGUGCGCCUUUUGGGAUUCUGCGUUCAAGGAUCAAUGAGAGCACUAAUUUAUGAAUUUAUGCCGAAUAGUUCACUGGAUAAGUUAAUAUUCUCAGCUGGGAGAGAAGACCAGAAAUUAGUUGGUUGGCAAAAGCUCCAAAAAAUUGCUAUCGGUAUAGCUCGUGGGAUAGAGUAUCUUCACCAAGGUUGUGACCAGCGUAUUCUCCAUUUCGAUAUCAAACCUCAAAAUAUUUUGUUAGACCAAAACUUUACUCCAAAGAUCUCUGACUUCGGACUAGCAAAGCUAUGUUCUAAAGGAGAAGAUAGCGGUAUUUCUGUAUCUAUGGCUGCCACUAGAGGAACUCUGGGUUACAUUGCACCAGAAGUUGUCUCUAGAAACUUUGGGACUAUAUCGUACAAAUCAGAUGUGUAUAGUUUCGGAAUGUUGUUACUUGAAAUGGCAAGAGGUAAGAAGAAUACUGAAACCAAAAUUGAAACAGAUGGUAAUGAAGAAUACUUCCCAGAGUGGAUAUACAAUUGUUUGAUUCGUGGGGAAGAUAUGGGAAUUCAAGUUGAAGUAGACGAUGUAGAUAUAGUGAAGAAAUUGGUAACAGUGGCACUUUGGUGUAUCCAAUGGAACCCUGUCGAUCGCCCUUCCAUGAAUGCUGUCCUUCAUAUGUUAGAAGGAAAUACUGAAAACUUGGUCAUGCCGCCUAACCCGUUUGCCUCCACAUCUUCUCUUCCCAGUUCUACAAGUGUUCUCAAUCAUCAAAGAGAGACAGAAUUGACAGUUAUCUUAGAAGAUUAAUUACAAG
Papaver somniferum (opium poppy) is the source of this 1401-nucleotide messenger RNA. RefSeq names its product rust resistance kinase Lr10-like. Gene Ontology annotation, biological process: protein phosphorylation. Lineage: Eukaryota; Viridiplantae; Streptophyta; Magnoliopsida; Ranunculales; Papaveraceae. Bases 42 to 1394 code for a protein of 450 amino acids. Gene Ontology annotation, molecular function: protein kinase activity; ATP binding. The transcript has 2 exons. The record is from RefSeq and is a predicted model, not a curated record.